Messenger RNA from Colletotrichum scovillei, 2071 nucleotides. RefSeq names its product amino acid permease. Gene Ontology annotation, molecular function: amino acid transmembrane transporter activity. NCBI's taxonomy places the organism in Eukaryota, Fungi, Ascomycota, Sordariomycetes, Glomerellales, Glomerellaceae. The record is from RefSeq and is a predicted model, not a curated record. Bases 307 to 2004 code for a protein of 565 amino acids. Gene Ontology annotation, biological process: amino acid transmembrane transport. The transcript is spliced from 2 exons. Gene Ontology annotation, cellular component: membrane.
CGAGACGCUGAUCGAUCUGCCUGUCUGCCUGCUGCCACCCUUAAAACUAAACUCUCCCCCUUCGAGAUUCUCCUCGCGUGCCUCCGUUCGAAACGUUUCGUUGCUCUCUCUCUCUUCCUCCCUUCUCUCCUCUGUCCGCACGCCCUCCUCUUUGUGCUCACGGUUUCCCACUCGGCUUGAACCGUUUCUUCGUUCCUCCACAUGCACUCAGUGGUCUCCUCCCUCCGUCUCUCGUCAACACACCUCCACGGGGAAAGGGUCUAGAUAGUAAAGCCGUUGCGCUUGAACUAGCUCACUCUUUUCACCAUGUCGGGUUCCGAGCAACUCAAGGGCCCGGUUGAGUCUGUCCCCAACGACAGGGUCUCUCUCGACAGCUAUGGCUCUUCCGUGCGACACAACUCCGAUGGCCUCCAGCGCCGCCUGAACAACCGUCAGAUUCAACUGAUUGCCAUCGGAGGCACAAUUGGUACCGGCCUGUUCGUCACCAUCGGCGGCGGCCUCGCCAAGGGCGGCCCCGGAAGUCUGCUCAUCGCCUACACCCUCUACGCCUGCGUCGUUGCCCUCGUUAACAACUCCAUCGCCGAGAUGAGCACCUACAUGCCCGUGUCUGGUGGCUUCAUUCGUCUGGCUGGUGUCUGGGUUGACGAUGCUCUCGGCUUCAUGGUUGGCUGGAACUACUUCAUCUACGAGGCAUUGCUUAUCCCGUUCGAAAUUACCGCGCUUAAUCUCGUGUGCUCUUUCUGGAAUGAAAAGAUCACGGAGCCGGGUCCGACGGCGGGUUUCUGCAUCGCUAUCAUCAUCGCGUAUGGUCUACUGAAUGUUGUUGCCGUCGGCAUCUUUGGUGAAGCUGAAUUCUGGCUCUCAGGCGGCAAGGUCCUGCUCAUCUUCAUCCUCUUCCUCUUCACCUUCAUCACGAUGGUCGGAGGAAACCCCGCCCAUGAUGCCUACGGAUUCCGAUACUGGAAGGAGCCCGGCGCAUUCGCGGAAUACAUGACGCAGGGUAAUACUGGUCGCAUGGAAGGCUUCAUGGGUGCUCUGGCCACUGCCACGUUCACCAUUGUCGGCCCGGAAUACAUCUCCAUGAUCGCCGCCGAGGCGAAGCACCCGAGCCUGUACAUCAAGGGCGCCUUCAAGACCGUCUACCUGCGUUUCGGCCUCUUCUUCGUCGGUGCCGCCCUGACCUGCGGCAUCGUGCUCCCCUACAACAACCAGACCCUCAUCGACAUCUAUAUCACCGGAACCGGCAGCGGUGGCACCGCCGCUGCCUCCCCGUGGGUCAUGGCCAUGGAGAAUCUCAAGAUCCAGGGUCUCCCCCACUUGGUCAAUGCUCUGCUCUUCACCACCAUCUUCUCCGCCGGUAACACCUACGUCUACUGCGCAACCCGAUCCCUGUACAGCUUGGCGCUCGACGGUCGCGCCCCGGCUCUGCUCCGCAAGACCACCAAGAACGGUGUGCCCGUCUACUGCUUCGCCGUCACCAUGAUCUUCCCCUUGCUCUCCUUCCUGCAGUGCGGCAGCGGCUCCGCAAAGGUGCUCAACUGGCUCCUGGCCCUCAUCACGGGCGGCGGUGUCAUCAACUACCUCGUCAUGUCCAUCACGUACAUCAACUUUUACCACGCGUGCAAGGCCCAGGGUCUCGACCGCAAGACGCUGCCCUACUGCGGAUACCUCCAGCCCUACGGCGCCUACGUUGCCCUCUUCUUGCAGACCAUUGUCAUCCUCGUCUACGGAUGGUCCGCCUUCCGCCCCAAGUUUGAUGUCGGAGGCUUCUUCUCCAACUACACGAUGCAGCUUGUCGCGCCUCUCCUGUUCAUCUUCUGGAAGGUCCUCAAGCGCACUCACUGGCUCAAGCCCCAUGAGGUGGACUUGACGUGGGACCGCCCCAUUAUCGAGGCCUAUGAGCAGCACGCUUUAGUGCACGAGCCCCCUACCACCUUCUGGAGGGAGAUGCUCCAGAUGGUUGGAAUUGGUCGCAACAAGGUGAUCAAGGGCGAGAAGGCUUGAACGAGUAAUUCUAAUGAUGAUGGUGGAUGGCGCGUGAUACCCCAGUGUGCUAAAAUAUACGGUCGGC